AGCAGGAGGUGACGUCAGAGCCCCGCAUACAGUCGUUGUUUUGAACAUGGAUGUUAGGCUGACAACAGAACGCCGUUUCAGACCUCCGUCAAAGUUUCUUGGAUAAAGCAUUAUCAACUUAUCGUAAUUAUAAAAAGGGGCAUCGUUUAUUGUUAUCAGUUUGAUGCAUUUUCGAAGGAAACUAACAUUUGCAACAGAGAAAGCGCUCUGCACCCUUUGUCAGGGAUUGUUUUUAAAUUCUCUCCGACAUGGACAUGCACGGGAACGACGGUAUAUUUUUGGUGAAAAGACUGUUUAACAGUGAAGUGUUUGAAAUGUCGAACAUGUCUGACAUUACAAAGGCAAAUCCCCACGGCUGCGACAACGGAGCUCUCACCAACAGAUUCGGCGUAUUGAUCCAGGGACUGCUCGCUGUAGUGGCUUUCAGCACUUUAAUGCUGAAGAGGUUCCGGGAGCCUGUAGGGAUCAGAAGGCCUUGGAGGAUCUGGUUCUUCGACACGUCCAAGCAGGCUAUCGGCGCUCUGUUCAUCCACUUCGCCAACGUUUUCCUCUCCACCCUCACUGAGGAGGACUCCUGCUCCUUGUAUCUGAUGAACUUCCUCCUGGAUGCUACCCUGGGGAUGCUGGUGAUCUGGGCGGGGGUGAAGGUGGUGUCGAAGGUGGUGGAGCACAAGCAGCACACGCUGCUCAUCUUUGGAGAAUACGGGGACCCACCCCAGGCAGCAGCAUGGCUUGGCCAGUGUUGUGUCUACCUGCUCAUCAUGGUGCUGGAGAAGAGCAUGGUCAGUGUGGUGCUCCUCAUCCCCGGUUGGACAAAGCUGCAGGAAGUGUUGCUGGACUACAUCCCCAGCCCCCAGAUGGAGCUGCUGCUGGUCAUGCUCGUUGUACCCUUCAUUGUCAACUCCAUCAUGUUCUGGGUGGUGGACAGUCUGAUGAUGAGGAAGUACAAGAGCCUGAAGAGCCUAGACGACAACUGUGGAUCCCCGGAGAAAGCUGAAGGAUCGCUGUGGGUUACCGACGAGGAGUCAAGGGUCCUGCUGACGGUAGACACAGACACAGAAGACCAAUCUGAGGAAGAGGCAGGUCUCAGACAAGACUCCUACUUAACCCCCCAGGGAGGGUCUAUGGUACCAGGCUGGGUGGAGGUGUAGCCCUGGAACCCCCCUCCUCCCCCCCCCCAAACACACACGCACACGCAGUACUAAACACAGACAAACCCCGUCCAGCAGCGUUGUUUCAUUGCCAGAAGACCAUACUCUCACUCAGGUUA
Molecule: messenger RNA, 1270 nt
Organism: Hypomesus transpacificus
Lineage: Eukaryota; Metazoa; Chordata; Actinopteri; Osmeriformes; Osmeridae
Gene: tmem110l
Product: transmembrane protein 110, like
Exons: 8
Coding region: 249-1151 (300 amino acids)
Cellular component (GO): membrane
Source: RefSeq, a predicted model, not a curated record